GCUGCAGUAAGCCGUUAUUCGUUAUUCGUACAACAGGCAGCUCGCAAAAAAUUGCUCCGUUUCUUGUAUCGUGGUUUCUUAGAAAGAAAAGGAAAAAAGGUUAUACAAAAAUUGGUUAUGGGACGAAGAAAGCCAAACAAUAAGGAUUCAAUAAACGGCUCUGGCCACGCUAAAAAGGCGACAACUGUCACAACGCCGUUAACUACUGUCGAAAAAAUGACAUCAUGUGAUUUUCAAAGCGAUGACCGAGCCCACAUUGAGAUGAUGGCUCAGUCAGUAAAGGACACGGUUCGUAUUCGAUCGUUUCAGAACGCCAUACUACACAAUAAACAUUUAUUUCGUGGUCGGAUUGUCUUAAAUCUAAACUGCGGCAUAGGCAUCUUUGCUUUAUUUGCUGCGAAGGCUGGCGCCGCUAAAGUAUUUGCCGUAGAUAAUUCAAAUGUUGUUCACUAUGCUAGGCAAAUAGUGGAAAAUAAUAAUUAUGAUAAUAUUAUAAAAGUGAUCAAAGGUAGAAUUACUGAGACAGAGUUGCCCGUAGAUGAGGUUGAUAUAAUUGUGUGUGAUUGGAUGGGUUACGCUUUGCUUUAUCAGUCCACUUGCGAUGAUGUUUUGUACGCUCGUGAUAAAUGGCUAAAGAAGUCAAGUGGUCUUAUAUUCCCAGAUAAAGCGAGACUCUUUGUGGCUGCGUUAGAAGAUGAGAAGCACAAAAAUGAAAAUAUCGAAUGGUGGAAUAACGUUUAUGGAUUUAAUAUGAACUGCUUGCGAGAAGUCGCCAUCAAAGAGCCUAGAUACCAUAGCGUAAAAAUUCAACAGGUUUUAAGUAAACAAUUUCCCCUGCAAAUGUUGGAUUUGAAUAAAGCGACUUCCGUUGAUCUCCAUAUACGUAGUAAAUAUAUGCUAAAAAUGCAGCGAAGUGGACGUAUGGACGGUAUCGUAUUAUUUUUUCAUGUGUACUUUAGUAAAUCGCACACUCCUGUGGCAUUUAGUACUGAUCCGUGGUCACCGGUAACGAAUUGGUUGCAGACCGUUUGCUAUUUCGACCAACCUAUACCAGUAAAUGCUGAUUCUGCGUAUUUCGGAGGUAUAGAAUUUUAUUCGCCUACAUCUUCUUACGGCUUAGAAGAUAUGGUGAUAAACUUAGAAAUGUUGAAAGGUGAACCUGGCCAAAUGGAACUCGAGGCUGAAAUGAACUGGCGCAUGAGAUCUCCAAGAGUUCCACGAACUAUUUUAUUUAAUACCAUUGCGCAUUCAAAUGAUAAACCAAACAAGUUUCAACGUCAAAAGACGGAAAAACCAACAUGUAAAUCGUUUCCAAAAGUCCGAGCGAAUCGAAAACUAAUUUCUACCGAGAAGCAAGUUUUAAAAUAACUUUUUUGAUUUCUAAUUUUUGUAUCCCUUCGCUAUUCUAUGAAUGACUUUAAUAAAUA
This is a messenger RNA of Glossina fuscipes, 1427 nucleotides long. RefSeq names its product protein arginine N-methyltransferase 1-like. Gene Ontology annotation, biological process: peptidyl-arginine methylation. Bases 118 to 1368 code for a protein of 416 amino acids. The transcript is spliced from 2 exons. Gene Ontology annotation, cellular component: nucleus. The record is from RefSeq and is a predicted model, not a curated record. Gene Ontology annotation, molecular function: protein-arginine N-methyltransferase activity. NCBI's taxonomy places the organism in Eukaryota, Metazoa, Arthropoda, Insecta, Diptera, Glossinidae.